Molecule: messenger RNA, 1146 nt
Organism: Podarcis raffonei (Aeolian wall lizard)
Lineage: Eukaryota; Metazoa; Chordata; Lepidosauria; Squamata; Lacertidae
Product: protein lifeguard 3-like
Exons: 12
Coding region: 188-964 (258 amino acids)
Biological process (GO): negative regulation of apoptotic signaling pathway
Cellular component (GO): Golgi apparatus; membrane; endoplasmic reticulum
Source: RefSeq, a predicted model, not a curated record
AGGGGACCAAACGUUCCCCCUCCCAUCACUUCCUCGUCAUUUCUGGGAACUUUUCUCCCAUCAUUCUCGGGAUUUACUUCGAAGAGCCGUAGGUCAUUUUUCGGUCUAAAACUUUGGCAACGGGAGACGAGGGUGCCGGAGCUGGGCACACGGGUUAAGGUGCUGUGCUAAGCCUCCCUGAGACAUCAUGGCAGAGCAGAGUCCACCUCCCUAUGAUGGCAAGAAAACUGGAGCUGCAGAUAAAACAGAUUUGGAGUGUCUCGUAGAGGAAGAUGGGAGUUUUCACAUUGCUUAUUGGGUUGACAAGAAUGUCCGGCAAACUUUCAUUCGCAAGGUCUACAGCAUCAUCACCCUUCAGCUGUUGGUGACUGUGGGCAUCGUUGCACUCUUCACUUUUUCACACCCUGUGAGCCAUUAUGUGCAAAGGAAUAUUGCCCUGUACUAUGUAUCUUAUGCUGUAUUCUUGAUCUGCUACCUUUUGCUGGCCUUGUGUAGAAGCAUCCAGAGGUGCUUCCCAUGGAACAUAAUCCUCAUGACUAUCUUUACCAUGUCCACGGCAUUCAUGACUGGCACAAUUGCAAGCGUGUAUGAGACCAAGACUGUAGUCAUUGCCAUGAUCAUCACAGCAGUUGUAACCAUCACUGUCACUGUUUUCUCCUUUCAGACAAAGGUGGAUCUCACAACCUGGCGUGGUUUCUUCUGUAUCAUGGCCAUUGUCUUCAUGGUGACUGGCAUUGCCACUGCCAUUGUCCUGAGCUGCAAAUACAUGUACUGGCUCGACUUGCUUUAUGCAGCCAUUUCUGCUGUAGUCUUCACCCUGUUCCUUGCUUAUGAUACUCAGCUGCUGCUGGGGAACAGGAACUACGCCAUCAGUCCCGAGGAUUACAUUUAUGGAGCCAUCCAGAUCUACGUAGAUGUCAUCUACAUCUUCCUCUCCUUCACAAGGCUUGUGGGCAGGAAUUAGGGACUGUGGGACCUGUACUUAGGGCUAGGACUUUGUCUCAGCAUUUGGGCGAAAAGUUUCUUCACCUUUUCCCUCUUCACCAGCACACGAGUCUGUUGUUUGCAAAGAUCCUAUACUGAUGGUACAGAAAGUUGAUGCAUAACCACUCUGCCACUAAGGCAUUUUGUGUAGCAAAUUUUGCA